AUGACCAAGAUGGGGCUCCUGCGGCUGUCCUAUGAGAAGCAGGACACACUGCUCAAGCUACUCAUCCUUUCCAUGGCGGCUAUACUCUCAUUCGCCACACGGCUCUUCUCCGUGUUGAGGUUCGAGAGCGUCAUCCACGAGUUUGAUCCGUACUUCAACUAUCGCACCACUCGUUUCCUGACUGAGGAGGGCUUCUACAAGUUUCACAACUGGUUUGACGACCGGGCCUGGUACCCACUGGGCAGGAUUAUUGGUGGCACGAUUUACCCAGGCCUGAUGAUCACCUCAGCGGCUCUCUACCACACGCUACACUUCUUCCACAUCACCAUUGACAUCCGCAACGUCUGCGUCUUCCUGGCGCCCCUCUUCUCUUCCUUCACCGGAAUUGUGACCUACCUCCUCACCAAAGAGCUCAAGGAUGCAGGAGCUGGUCUGCUUGCUGCAGCUAUGAUUGCGGUGGUUCCUGGAUACAUAUCGCGAUCUGUUGCCGGUUCCUAUGACAACGAAGGCAUCGCCAUUUUCUGUAUGCUGCUCACCUAUUACAUGUGGAUCAAGGCAGUGAAGACGGGUUCCAUCUGUUGGUCCUCCAUGUGCGCCUUGGCCUACUUCUAUAUGGUGUCCUCGUGGGGAGGGUACGUGUUCCUCAUUAACCUGAUCCCCCUGCACGUGCUGGUGCUCAUGCUGACGGGACGCUUCUCCCACCGCAUCUACGUGGCCUACUGCACCGUGUACUGCCUCGGCACCGUGCUCUCCAUGCAGAUCUCCUUCGUGGGCUUUCAGCCCGUCCAGUCCUCCGAGCACAUGGCGGCCUUUGGGGUGUUCGGCCUGUGCCAGAUCCACGCCUUUGUGGAUUACCUGCGUAGCAAACUCAACACACAGCAGUUUGAGGUCCUCUUCAAGAGCAUCAUCUCCCUGGUGGGCUUCGUCCUGCUCUCUGUGGGAGCAGUGCUCAUGCUGACCGGUAAAAUCUCCCCCUGGACGGGUCGGUUCUACUCCCUGCUGGACCCGUCCUACGCCAAGAACAACAUCCCCAUCAUUGCCUCUGUGUCCGAGCACCAGCCCACCACCUGGUCCUCCUACUACUUCGACCUGCAGCUCCUGGUCUUCAUGUUUCCUGUGGGGCUGUACUACUGCUUCAACAACCUCUCUGACGCACGGAUCUUCAUCAUCAUGUACGGAGUCACCAGCAUGUAUUUCUCGGCUGUCAUGGUGCGUCUCAUGCUGGUCCUGGCCCCGGUCAUGUGCAUCCUGUCAGGCAUCGGGGUGUCCCAGGUGCUCACCACCUACAUGAAGAACCUGGACGUCAGCCGCCCCGACAAGAAGACCAAGAAGCAGCAGGACUCCACCUACCCCAUCAAGAACGAGGUGGCCAGUGGUAUGAUUCUGGUCAUGGCCUUCUUCCUCAUCACCUACACCUUCCAUUCCACCUGGGUAACGAGCGAGGCCUACUCCUCCCCCUCCAUCGUGCUCUCCGCCCGCGGGGGUGACGGCAGCCGCAUCAUCUUCGAUGACUUCCGAGAGGCCUACUACUGGCUGAGGCAUAACACCCCGGAGGAUGCCAAAGUGAUGUCUUGGUGGGAUUAUGGGUACCAGAUAACAGCAAUGGCCAACCGGACCAUCCUGGUGGACAACAACACAUGGAACAACACGCAUAUAUCCAGAGUAGGCCAGGCCAUGGCAUCCACUGAAGAAAAGGCCUACGAGAUCAUGCGUGAGCUGGACGUUGGUUACGUGCUGGUAAUCUUCGGGGGAUUGACCGGAUACUCAUCUGACGACAUUAACAAGUUCCUGUGGAUGGUCCGUAUCGGCGGCAGCACGGACACGGGGCGGCACAUCAAGGAGCACGACUACUACACCCCUACCGGAGAGUUCCGCGUGGACCGCGACGGCUCGCCCGUCCUGCUCAACUGCCUCAUGUACAAGAUGUGCUACUACCGCUUCGGCCAGGUCUACACCGAGGCCAAGCACCCCCCUGGGUACGACAGGGUGAGAAAUGCUGAAAUUGGGAAUAAGGACUUUGAGCUGGACGUGCUUGAGGAGGCCUAUACCACAGAGCACUGGUUGGUCAGGAUAUACAAGGUGAAAGACCUGGACAACCGGGGUCUCUCCCGGACCUAAAGUCCCUGCCGUUCCAUCCAUGCCCCCUUGGGCUCAGCAUUAAAGCCCCCCCCCCCCCCCCCCCCCCCCCCCCCCGUGGUCCUCAGAUUAUGCUGAUGGUGAUUGUUGAAUCAUUUUUUUAUACUUUAGUUUCAGAAUUUGCAGAAAGAGAUUGUUUUGCUUUUUUAAAAAAUAAUAAAAAUAAAAAAAUUGGGGAGAAAAAAAUGGAUUUUCAAGUGAUAUAUCACUAGUUUGUAUAGGAUAUAUUGUAUGGAAGAUUUUUUUCCAAAUGGAUUGUCAGCGAGUGAUUUCUGCAGCCUGUCCAAGAGACCAAACUGUUAUGACAGAGCUUUGAUCUUCUACAAAGCAGUCAAAUAAACCAAUGGGACAAAAUGGGAUGAAACAUGGUUUACUGUCUUGCAUGCUUUGAAUUUAUUCUGCAAAUAACGUACGUGAGGCAUAUGAGUUUGAAGGAAUACUUCACAGUCCUUCUAGAGGUUUGAUGCUCCUGAGUAUGAGCCCUUAAUGUAAGGUUUUAGUAGUUAAAGCUACUGUAUUCUAAAUGAUAAAUCCUGGACACUAAUGUAUAAAUUCUCUGAUUUCUCUAAUGCAGAUUUUUUAAUUUGAUAACCUUGAGAAGGGUGCUUAAUUUUAGCAGGAUUCUGAUGCUAAGGUUGAUUGUAUUUCCUUUUUGGUUACUGCUGGCAUAUGAAAUUAGCAUAUUUCCAUAUUUGUCCUUUAUUCCAUGAUACUGGGUUCAGCAAUGUUCAACCAUCACGCAUUCAUUGUUUCCUUUUUUUAAAGCCAAAUCUGCUUACACAAGUACAAAUCCAGUAACUCUCAAACUAAUUCCAUUCAUCACAGCCAAAUCUCAAAAUCAUCCCUUUCCUUUCUUUUUUUUCCCAAGGCUAUUUUGACAAAUGAUCUGUGGAGUACCAAAGACUCCAUGACACUGCCUAUAAAUAAGUUGCUCUUUUUAACAAAUGCACAUAGCCUCUGUAAAAACAAGAAAUCUACCAGACUUAAUGGUAUGCCCAACAGAUGCCACACAACAGUUGUGUUGCAGAAAAAAACUUGUGCGCUAAGUGUUUGACUACCUGUUUGACUAAUGGGAAAGGAGAGGGUGGGUUAUUCAGUACAUGACUGCUUAUGAAGUCAUUCUGUUGGCAUUUCAAACUGCUUGAUGUGUUCAUAACUUUUAUCCUUUUCAGCGGUGUCAUUUGCUUUGUUGUCAUUUGUUUUACCUUUGAACUCUUAAUUCCAAAAAUGUCUUAGUUCCAGGUGUCCAUUCUGCAGUUCGGACCAAACUGAUUUCACCUGCUGGUCAGCACCUGAAUCAAUUAAAAAUGAAACCACUCUC
Molecule: messenger RNA, 3457 nt
Organism: Anguilla anguilla (European eel)
Lineage: Eukaryota; Metazoa; Chordata; Actinopteri; Anguilliformes; Anguillidae
Product: dolichyl-diphosphooligosaccharide--protein glycosyltransferase subunit STT3A-like
Exons: 17
Coding region: 1-2118 (705 amino acids)
Biological process (GO): post-translational protein modification
Cellular component (GO): membrane
Molecular function (GO): dolichyl-diphosphooligosaccharide-protein glycotransferase activity
Source: RefSeq, a predicted model, not a curated record